AUGGCCGCCCCGAAUACGCCGCAUGGCUAUGGUCCGCCUCCAGAAUAUGACGAAGACACGACUCCGAACAAUCAUUCGCAGCAUGGCGCGACGAUGCGGCUGUUAACCAAUGCAGACGACGAAGCUCCUCCUCAGUCAGUACCAAACCGGCCCUCCCCUCACGACCUGUUCAUCCGCGCACAAGAACGGCUGCGAGGAGGAGCACAGUACCCUCAGGUCUCACCUACUGGCCCAUCCCAGCACCCUCCACCUCGUCCCGCACCCUCACCCCUUGAGACCCAGACUCAGAGCCAAGAAGAACUCAAUUCCCUGUUGCGUGAUGUCGAGAGCGACCUGACCCAAAGCGCCAGAUCUUCGGCCCCCAGAACGAAGAGAUACAGAGUACAUUUUCGCGACAAGAGCAGUGACAACAUCAAAGAUACCGUGAACGCUCCCACCGGCGACAUUGGCUCAUUACCAUCUUACAACAGGCCACCCAGCCCAGUACAGCGAUAUUACCAGCAGUCUCCAACGAGGCCGCUUAGUAGACAGCCAUCGAUUCUGGACAACGCUCCAGGUAUGCCGCCGCCAGUCGCUGCUGACUACGAUCCGUUUCGGCCCUCUUCACGAUCGUCGCAGAGUCCAUCAAAGUCCUUUGGCACGCCGAGAGGUUCGAGGGAGUACGCUCGCCCACCAGCUACAAAUGUGCCAUACGAGCCGGCAGACAUCAAUGGAGGCCCGCGCCCUGGAACUCCAUCCUCUCAGUACGCUGGAUCGCCAAAGAGACCCCUCCCACCCGCUCCGCUGUUUGCUGCAGGACGACCCGCAUCCAUUAACACUGAUGAGAAGGAGCCUAAGAUGACAAGCAUACCCAUCAACGGACCUGAUGAUGUGUUUGGGCCUGCGACCGGAGAAAGCGAGGACCAGCGUCCAGGACUCGAGUCUCGUGAUAGUUUCGUGUCUGAGUCGACACUCACCGACAGCGACGGCAUGUAUUCACACAAAAUGGAUGAUGAGGACGACGAUCUCUACGGACCGGCUCCAACCGGUAAACAGGAACGACGGGGUGCACGACAAGCUCAGAUGGCGAAGAAAGAAGUCAAGCUCAUCAACGGUGAGCUGAUUCUGGAGUGCAAGAUACCAACCAUCUUGUACUCUUUCCUGCCGCGACGCGACGAUGUUGAGUUCACACACAUGCGAUAUACUGCCGUGACUUGCGAUCCUGACGACUUCGUUGAUCGAGGAUACAAGCUGCGACAAAACAUUGGAUUCACCUCACGCGAGACGGAACUCUUGAUUUGCAUCACCAUGUACAACGAAGACGAGAUCGACUUUACUCGCACCAUGCACGGCGUGAUGCGGAACAUUGCACAUUUCUGUAGCCGCACAAAGUCUCGAACAUGGGGCAAAGAUGGGUGGCAGAAGAUUGUGGUCUGUAUCAUUUCUGAUGGACGAGCUAAGGUCAACCCGAGAACGCUGGACGCUCUGGCUGCAAUGGGAUGCUAUCAAUCGGGCAUCGCGAAGAACUUGGUCAACCAGCGCGAGGUGACGGCACACGUGUACGAAUACACCACACAAGUGUCUCUGGAUUCUGACCUGAAGUUCAAGGGUGCAGAGAAAGGCAUCGUGCCUUGUCAAAUGAUCUUUUGCCUGAAGGAGAAGAACGCGAAGAAGCUGAACAGCCAUCGUUGGUUCUUCAACGCCAUUGGAAAAGCGCUCAAUCCUAACGUAUGCAUUCUUCUGGACGUUGGAACGAAGCCUGGUGACGAUUCGCUAUACCACCUCUGGAAGGCAUUCGACAAGGACUCAAACGUGGCCGGGGCGGCUGGCGAGAUCAAAGCCGCCAAGGGCAAAGCAUGGCUGCAGCUGCUGAACCCUCUCGUUGCCAGUCAAAACUUUGAGUACAAGAUGUCCAAUAUCUUGGACAAGCCGCUGGAGUCCGUGUUCGGAUACAUUACAGUGUUGCCCGGUGCAUUGAGUGCAUACCGAUAUCAUGCGUUACAAAACGACGAAACUGGCCACGGACCAUUAAGCCAAUAUUUCAAGGGAGAAACUCUACACGGUCAGGAUGCAGAUGUGUUCACAGCGAACAUGUAUCUCGCAGAGGAUCGCAUUCUCUGUUGGGAGUUGGUGGCAAAGCGCAGCGAGCGAUGGGUGCUGAAAUAUGUACGGAACGCCACUGGAGAGACCGACGUACCUGACGCUGUCCCUGAAUUCAUCUCUCAGCGUCGAAGAUGGCUGAACGGAGCGUUCUUCGCGGCCGUGUACUCUCUGCUGCAUUUCAAGCAGAUCUGGAAGACCGACCACACCAUUGCGCGCAAGAUCUUGCUGCACAUCGAAUUCGUCUACCAGUUCGUCCAGCUGCUCUUCACCUUCUUCUCACUCGGAAACUUCUACUUGACCUUCUACUUCAUCGCUGGGUCGCUCGCAGACAAGAAAGUGGACCCGUUUGGACACGGGAUUGGCAACUUCAUCUUCAUCGUUCUGCGAUACUCCUGUGUCUUGCUCAUCAUGGUUCAAUUCAUCUUAUCCAUGGGUAACCGGCCUCAAGGAGCGAAAAAGAUGUUUUUGGCAUCCCUCAUCGUAUUCAGCGUCAUCAUGGUCUACAACACCUUCGCGGCAAUCUACAUUGUCGCUCGACAGCUCUCGCAAGGGAGUUCGAUAUCAUUCGGCAACAACGUCUUCACGAAUCUGAUCGUCUCAACGCUGUCGACUGUGGGCUUGUACUUCCUGAUGUCGUUCAUGUACCUCGAUCCAUGGCACAUGUUCACCUCAUCGGCGCAAUACUUCGCGCUCUUGCCAUCCUACAUCUGUACUCUGCAAGUGUACGCCUUCUGCAACGCGCAUGACGUUACCUGGGGUACGAAAGGAGACAACGUCAUCAACAAAGACCUUGGAGCGGCGAAGACGAAUAAGGAUGGCACGGUCGAGCUCGAAAUGCCGAGCGAACAGCUCGACAUCGACUCCGGGUACGAUGAAGCCCUACGUAACCUCCGAGAUCGUGUCGAAGUGCCCAAGCCGGGUAUUCCGGAAUCACAAAUGCAGGAAGAUUACUAUCGCGCCGUGCGGACGUACGUCGUGAUUGUCUGGAUGGUCUGCAAUGCCAUUCUCGCCAUGGGAGUCAGCGAGAUCUACAGCAAUACGCACGUGGCGGACAACUACUACCUCAAGUUCAUCUUGUGGUCAGUAGCGUGUCUCGCGUUGUUCCGAGCCAUCGGAAGCAGUGCGUUCUUGGUGAUCAAUGGGAUCCAUUCGAUCGCGGAUGGGAAGCUGAAAUGGAGUCAGCAGGCCAGCAGUAGUAUAGCCGGGAGCAAGAGGAGUAUGGGGAGCAAGAUGAGCCUGCCUAGUUGGAUGAGCAGCAGUGGCAGUUGGGUCAGCAGUAAAGUGAGCAGUUGGACGCCGAGUAGUAUUGGGAGUACAUGGUCUGGGCGAUGA
Lecanosticta acicola is the source of this 3414-nucleotide messenger RNA. Lineage: Eukaryota; Fungi; Ascomycota; Dothideomycetes; Mycosphaerellales; Mycosphaerellaceae. The record is from the annotation of a GenBank genome assembly.